Molecule: messenger RNA, 2339 nt
Organism: Pogona vitticeps (central bearded dragon)
Lineage: Eukaryota; Metazoa; Chordata; Lepidosauria; Squamata; Agamidae
Source: RefSeq, a predicted model, not a curated record
AGAGUAAAUGUGGGGGCAGAGCUAGCAUCUGGGUUUGUAGCAGGAUAUAGUCCCCAUCUUUGUGUUGGUGUUGUGUAACUCAUUGUGUGUCAAUAGUAGCUUGAGACUGACGGACUGUCUCUAAGGAAGCCUAGGUCUUCCAUUUAAGGGUUUGGGAGAGUGACGUGUUUUUGAUGAGGAUGGGUUGGAGGUCAUUUGCGAUGUGUGUGAACGUCUUCCUUGUGGGUUGAAAGUUCAGUUGUUUUCUGGGGCUGCACUGCAGUAGGUUACUUCUUGUUGUAGGUCUUGCAGGGUUAAUUGGCUCUUUAACCAUAUUGCAAGGGGAGUGUAGUCUGAAGCAUGCAUUUUGGAGGUCCUUGAGUCUUCAGCCUCUCUCUUGUGGGUCUGAGCAGGUGCGAUUGCAUUUGAGGGGUUGGCUGUAAAUGAUUGAUUUCAUGGUGCGUUUAGGAUGGACGCUGGAGACCUGCAGGAAACGAGGUCUCCUCCUCCUCCUCCUCCUUGGACCACGGAGAAGGAUGGCGUGGCUCACCCACAUCCUGGCCUGCAUCUUCGGGACUGGCUCUUGGAUGGCCAUCAACGGUGUGUGGGUAGAGCUUCCCCUGCUGGUGAACAAACUCCCGGAGGGCUGGUACCUUCCUUCCUACCUCAUUAUCAUCAUCCAGUUGGCCAACAUUGGGCCUCUUUUCAUCACCGUCGUGCACAAACUGAAGCCUGGCAUGUUGAGCGAGGUGCCCGUCAUCUUUGUUGUGGUCACGACAGGGGCCGUGGCUUGCUUCCUCUUGGCCUUCCUCUGGCAUUACAUCACACCUGUAGCCGGACGGAUGCACAGCACACCUUUCUUUGUCUUGACUUUCUUCCUCUCCCUUGUAGACUGCACCUCCUCUGUCACCUUUUUGCCUUUCAUGGCCCGCCUCCACCCCCGCUACAUCACUACCUUUUUCAUCGGCGAGGGCCUCAGUGGGUUGAUCCCGGCUCUCUUUGCCUUGGCCCAAGGCUCGGGAAUCGCUAGCUGCAUCCAGGUAGCCACAACGAGCAACACAACCGCCGGCAACUCAACGUUUGGCAACGUAAGUGCCGAGGGUGUCCAUUACCACAUGGAAACACGUUACUCCCCUCCUAACUUCUCCAGCCUGGUCUUCUUCAUCAUCCUGUCUGCCAUGAUGUUCUCCUGCCUGGUGGCCUUCUUCUUCCUCAACCGCCUGCCCACGGUGUGGGAGCUGUCCAAAGAGAAUCUUUGCUCCAGCGACAUCACCCUCUACUCGAUCCAGAAGAUCCCUAUGGAUGGACAAGGACCAGCAACGGACUUAGGGGGCUUUACAAACUCCCCCAUGGAUGGAAAGGGGGAAAGCCCUACCAAAGGAGGUGAUGACGCAGGUCCAGAAAAGGUCCCCUACUCCGGGGCUGAGUUUGCUUUCAUCUACAUCUUUCUUGCUUGGGUGAAUGCCCUGACCAACGGGAUCCUGCCCUCUGUCCAGAGCUACUCCUGCCUGCCCUACAGCAACCUGGCCUACCACCUUGCUGCCACGCUGAGCUCCAUGGCUAAUCCUCUUGCGUGCACCAUUGCUACCUUUCUGCCCUGCAGGUCUCUCCCCGUCCUGGGAGUCCUGACGGCCAUCGGAACAGCCUUCGGCACUUACAACAUGACUAUGGCAGCCCUCAGCCCCUGCCCCGUGCUGCAGCACUCAGACUGGGGAGACGCACUCAUUGUGAUCUCCUGGGCGUUCUUUGCCGGGAUCCUUACCUACGUCAAGGUGAUGAUGGGGGUGAUUCUUCGAAGCCACAGCCACAGCGCCCUCGUGUGGUACGGAGCGGUGGAGCAGCUCGGCUCUCUGGUGGGCGCCUUGGUCAUGUUCCCCUUAGUGAAUGUCUACAGCCUCUUCAGGUCAGCGGAUUUUUGCAGCUUCCACUGCCCAGCGUGACACACACACACCCUAGGGAGGAGACCCAAAUCAUGCAACCAGAGCCUUCUUGAUCAAGCCGCCUGCGGAUUUUACAGCGGAGCGCCCCUCUAACGGAUGCAGCCGCAGUCAAGAUCUCUCUCAACGAUCAAAGAGGAAGAAGCCAAGAUAUUGAUCAAUGGGGCUGCCAAUAGUAUAUUCCUAUAAAGGACUGACACCCCCCAAGCCAUGGGGUGGGUGGGUUUGGCUGGUGGACAGUCAAAUUCACUCUAGGCUUUCUACUGCAUUCAGGGCCAAUGAAUUGAUUGCUGGAUCUCCUCAAGAGGGGAUCAGCCACCACCACCUCCCACCCUUCCCUCGAGAGAGGCAGGACCUGCUGCAGAUCCCUGAGAAGACUCUCACCAGGCAGCUGCCGGAAACCCUCUAAAUAAAUUGGUUGUU